Messenger RNA from Pediculus humanus corporis (human body louse), 1356 nucleotides. RefSeq names its product chromobox protein, putative. Bases 1 to 1356 code for a protein of 451 amino acids. Lineage: Eukaryota; Metazoa; Arthropoda; Insecta; Psocodea; Pediculidae. The transcript is spliced from 6 exons. The record is from RefSeq and is a predicted model, not a curated record.
AUGGAAUUACCAAUGGGGGACAGAGUGUAUGCUGCUGAACGUAUUAUGAAAAAAAGGAUAAGGAGGGGAAAGGUUGAAUAUUUUGUAAAAUGGAAAGGAUGGAGUCAAAAGCACAGUACCUGGGAACCGGAAGAAAAUAUUUUAGACGGACGUUUGAUAGAUAUUUUUGAAGAAAACCAAAGAGGAGAAUACUCAAGUAAACGAGGUGCAAAAAAAAAGGAACAGCUACUUCAAAAAGAAAGAGAUAAAGAAAAACUAGCAAAGGAAAGGGAAAAGGAAAGAUCUAAAAGUGAAGAAGAAGACGAGGAGGAUGAUGAUGGAGGAGAGAGUAGUCAGGAUGAAAGUGCAGAUGUUUCCAACAGAUUAAACGUCGAAGAGACUGAUCAAGAAGAUGCCUCUCAAAGCUGUUGGUUAAACUUUAAUAUAAAAUCCCAAAGUACGUCUGACGAAAAAGAUGGUAAAAAAGGAAGGAAUAAAGAACCUGAAGAUUUGAAUGAUGAUAGUUGUAGUAGUGAUGAUGCUCCGUUACAAGGAAGAUUAAAAGACAACGGUUUUACGUCUGAUUCUAAAUUACGGGAAACGGGUGCGAAAAGAAAAGCGGAAGUUUUGUCAAAGGAAUCGGGAAAAAUUGGAGUAACUAUAACUACUAGUCCAGGAGGAAAUUCAAGCCCGCCCCCAGUUAAAAUUCCUAAAAUAAAAGAAAAUUUAACGUCAAACAGUGAAAAAGUUUCUAAUAGGAGGCUCAGUACAAAAGGUGAAAAAGAAUCAAGUUCAGAAAGUAAAUCUUCGUCCGGGAAAAACGAUUUGAAAAAAUUAUCAUCGAGUCCUCCCCUAACCAAUGUUAAAUCUCCACAAUCAAAUUUUAAAAUUUCUUCUCCGCCUCCCGCGACAACAUCCGUUUCCGCAAUCAAACCGGAUGUCGAAAACAAAAAAUUGACGAUUCCGGUUUCGACGAACGGAAUCAAAGAACCUGUUAAAAACGAAUCGAAUUCCGAUGCUUCGAUCGUUAAAAAUGAAGAAGUGUCAAAGCAAAAAAAAUCACAACAGCAAACUCAGGAAAGUAAUGGAGGAUUGUCGAAAAAGGACGACGGAGUCAACAAUCAAUUAAUUAAAUCCGACGAUAAAUUAAACAAUAAUAACAAUGUCGACGACGAGAGACUUGGAAUCGUGACGACGGAAGUAAUAACUCAUCCCGGGGGUGAUUAUUGGAGGACGAGAAAUCCUGUAGCCGAUCAAAUAUUUAUUACGGACGUUACGGUCAAUCUUCAAACGGUCACAAUAAGGGAAUGCAAAACGGAAAAGGGAUUUUUCAAAGAAAGAGAACACAAAGAACAGCAGAAGAGUGAUAUUAAAUAA